Molecule: messenger RNA, 495 nt
Organism: Perkinsus marinus ATCC 50983
Lineage: Eukaryota; Perkinsozoa; Perkinsida; Perkinsidae
Exons: 3
Coding region: 1-495 (164 amino acids)
Source: RefSeq, a predicted model, not a curated record
AUGGUCGAGAUGAGCACUCAAUCAUCCUCGAUAGAGGUGCCCCGUGGUGCUUCUACAGCUAUCAGAGAUAUCCAACGAAGGUUCACUGAAACGGCCCCACCGGCAGCUUGCGGUCUCAGAGUCGCUCGAGCUGCCGGGCUCGUAGCUGAGACACUGCAGUGGAAGGGGGAAGGGUCGGAGCCGUUGAAUGAGGUCGAAUCUGAGAAGCUCAAUGAUCGACUACAUGCACUCAUACGACUAAUACUCAUCACUGCUAAUUCUCUGUCCAUUGACGUUGCCGAGGCGGCAGGGUUGAAAAUGGCGAAAAACAAGGCGAAGUAUCCUGCGGAUAUCGUGAAGGGCUCCUCGGCUAAAUAUAACGAGUAUGAAUCCUAUACUCCGAGGAAGUGUAGAGUUGGGAGAGCCCACGAUGUGGAGACACUCGGGCAGGUGGCUGAAGAAAUGGCGGAGUUCGCCAAGGACCGCGACUGGCUCCAGUAUCACACGCCGAGGUAA